CGUCCGAGGAGCGAGUGAACUAGUGCUGCGUGAUGUUGGGCAUCGCGGUGUUCCUGACGGCGAUCCUGGCGGUGGCCGGGGAGGACCUCGAUUCCACUGACGUUGUCGAUACCGUCCACGCCUUGGACCCUUCCAGCCUCGUCGGCCAGCUGAAUGUGUCCCUGUUUGAGAAGCUAUUGUUAAGGACUCUACCUCAAGCAAUGAUCCCUCUGCACCACAACUGCACCGACUACAGCGAGACGGGCGACUGCGGCCUGGUGGUGGAGAACAAACUAUGCAGCACCACGUUAUUCUACGCGCGCUACUGCUGCCGCUCCUGCACCUUGGCCAAGCAGAUCCCCACUUACGGGCCUCACCUCAGGCUCACCGCGAAAAUCCCUGUAACUGCCAGGAUCACCACCGACACGAGGGAAUUUCGUUACGGCGAGAACGUCACCGUCACCUGCGAGGUCUCUGGGUCUCCGGUGCCUGAAGCGCUGUGGUUUGUGGACGACAAGUACUUCGACGCCAGUGGACAGCCGAAUGCAACUGUUGAAGACCUUGGAGGAAUCCUGAGGAAGACGAGACGAGAAACCAUCACAAUUCCGGCCACCAUGUUUACUAAUAAUUCCCUCUGCAUUUGUGUAGCCAUGAACACUGAGGGACGUUACGAGAGCCACCUAGAUAUUUCUAUCAAAAAGGACAUAGGCAUAUCAUUUGAAAUUUUACCGGGAGGGAGAUUAUUCACUCUCACGGAUAAUAUAACUUUGGAGUGUACUGCUCAGGGAGUCAGCCUGAAGGACAUCGGUUGGAAGAUGAAUGAAGAGAUCCUCCAGAGCUCCGACAGCUAUAACAUUACUGAGGAAAGGAUUGUGGAAGAUGGAGAGACAAGGAUUCACUCCAACAUCACUUUCCUGCGACCAAAAGUUAUGGACGGCUAUGUACUGUGUUUCGCGACCACUCUCGCCGGGGAUUUCAAGACUACUUCAACACGCAUAAUAGUGAAUGAUAGGGGCAUUCAACCUAGCUGCAAGGACAUCGCGGACAGGCAGGAGUGCUUCGACGGCAGGUUCAACUGCGACAGAGAUUACGUCCAAAAUUACUGCUGCAGAACUUGCACGCUGAUGGGCGCAAUGCCCGUUGAACCGCACCUUCCAAGCAGCGCUGAGGCACCACUGGAUGUUUACCUCUGGUUAUACUCCAGAGACGUUCUCUACGGAGAAAAUAUAAUAAUGACCUGUGAUACUACUGGUUAUCCCGGGACACAGAAAGUCGUCUGGUAUAAAGGGAACACAAUGAUUGAAGAGAGUGACCACCACUCCAUAGAAGAAACGGUGUUCAAGUCCCCAAUGUCCUGUGACGUCAGUUCUUCCCUCAUCAUCAGGGGACUGACAAAGCGCGACUUCGGCAAGUACACGUGCAAAGCGGUCAACGAUAUCACGGAGUCAGAAUCAAGUGCAGUGUUGCAGAUAACACGCGACAAUAAAUUUGUGUUGUAUCAAUAUGAUGACUAAAUGCCGCAGCUGAAAGAAAGAGCUGUUUUUUACAGUACGUUUUACGUUGUUGGAUAACAUUUCAGAAUUAAAUGCUCCAUGUUUUACUUUCCCACGCAUAUUAAAAGUUAAUGCCUUUUUGUAGCAUUUCCGAAAUCCCUAACAUUUUUUACACUUUGAUACAUGCUUCCCCUUUACGCGUACAUUAUUGGAACCUGUCGACAUUUGCUUGCCUGCAACUUGAUACGAUUUGAUACACUCCGGCUAGAAAAUCAGAGCACGAUAUUUUUCAGGUAUAUUUCACGGAGUCUCAGAUAAGGAUUCAUAUUUUCUUUAAUUACUAAUAGCACCAUAAGCUUAUUGAUAUAACUUAUUGUUGUAAAGAUGAAUAAAAUGUUUGUGUGCUUCAAAUACAUAUCAUAUGGUUAAGAUUUAAAGUCAAUCAUGACGGUCGCCGGAACGACAUGGUAAGAAUUUUCAAUGUGUCCGAGUCAUAUGACGUGGUAUUGACUUCAGUGGGAUGAAUGUCUUCAAAAUA
Messenger RNA from Penaeus chinensis, 2010 nucleotides. RefSeq names its product neural cell adhesion molecule 1-like. Gene Ontology annotation, cellular component: axon; plasma membrane. The coding region runs from base 33 to 1493 and encodes 486 amino acids. NCBI's taxonomy places the organism in Eukaryota, Metazoa, Arthropoda, Malacostraca, Decapoda, Penaeidae. Gene Ontology annotation, biological process: axon guidance; homophilic cell-cell adhesion; dendrite self-avoidance. Gene Ontology annotation, molecular function: cell-cell adhesion mediator activity. The transcript has 9 exons. The record is from RefSeq and is a predicted model, not a curated record.